This is a messenger RNA of Boeremia exigua, 1851 nucleotides long. RefSeq lists its product as uncharacterized. The coding region runs from base 240 to 1799 and encodes 519 amino acids. The transcript has a single exon. The record is from RefSeq and is a predicted model, not a curated record. NCBI's taxonomy places the organism in Eukaryota, Fungi, Ascomycota, Dothideomycetes, Pleosporales, Didymellaceae.
AGCUGACGUGUUGAAGUUCACUUUUGGUGGUCUGUGCUUUCGCUCGCCCAGACUUUUGAAGCUUCGGUUCACGUGCGGAGACGGUUGACAACCAUGCCUUUCACUUCACAACUUCCGCACUUCGUCUGCUGGAACAGCACUUCCGUCCACACCGCAUCGAUUAUCCCCAACUCUUGACCAUCUAGCGUCGCGCUUCGAGUGGUUUUCCAACUGCAUUGUAUCGUCCACGACCUAUAGUCAUGGCGCUUAGCAUCGUUAGGCAGCGCAUCGCCUAUUAUGGCGCAGGCGAUUUGAUCGCCGCGCUCCCGGCCCACAGCUUGAUGAGUUGGGUACCUCAUCCUGCAGCGACACCACCGACAGCGCUUGUGAUCGGUGCCUACGAAGGACGCGACAUUCUCGCCUACAUGAAAAGCUUCGGCGGCAGCCCACCCAGGGUGCAAUAUUGCGUCAGGCCGGCCAAACGUCGACUCAAUGCAUCCACAGCACAAUCUCUUACGCUGGAGGAGGUGUUGGGAUCGCCACUCAUUGUGCCCUUCAAGUACAUCGCCGACACUUCUGAGCCGGGAAAGGGCAACUUUGGUGUCGUCAUUCAAUGGUACUUCAUGGGCAAGAUCGAGCACGAAGUGGAUUAUGACUAUGUCAAAUAUUGUCCGCGACUCUACAACGCAUUGAAGAAAAUCGAUGCGGAGAAAUGUGCCGAGAAAAAACCUGAAAUGCCAGAACCUGAAGAACGUAGAGAUGCACAAGAUCAACAUUCAAGUCACCUCGGCUAUCCUGGUAUAGAGGCAGGGAUAACCAGACGGCCUAUCACUCUGGUGAGAAGUCCAGUAGAAAGCCCUUUAGUCAACAUGAGCGACGAUGAGCGCUCUGAUCUGGACAAGCUGCACACUUAUUUGGAAUCGUAUGGCGCUCUUUACUUGCUGAAAAAUCUACCCGGCCCAGACAAGGUUCAAUUCGUGAAACAGGACUCCUUUCUCGAUGCCCAGCCGCGAAAGCUCCUCAUGGGCCACCAUAAAGAACGCAGCAAUGACAUCUAUGCGUAUAUGCGAAAGUCACGCAAAUUCCACAACAUCAAGUUCUAUCUCGAAGAUACGCGUACACCUUCGAAGACAGCCAUCUGCGCUGAAGACGUUGCUAAACAGCGUAUCCUACAUCCAUUUAACAAGACCUAUCCAAAAGGUACUUACAGCAUUGGCCAAGAUGAGAGAGCCCGACUCACACUUAUGGUAAAGUGGUACUUUAUUGCAGCCGGUAUAGCGAAGGACUGUGUGCUCAGAGAAACAAAGGCUUAUCCUGAGCGCUUGCGAAACGCGCUUGAAUACAUUGCUAAACGCAUGGGGGCUGCUUCAGUCAAAACACCCGUCGUUGGGUACGAACAGCAAACUGAGCCCGAAACUACAUCAGAAGAGGCGAACCCAGCCAUCGAUCAAAGUCAUAUCCAAUUCUCGCUCGCUGAAGUUACACCCAAUCUUUUGUCAUCGCGCAUCCAAACCAGAACCGAUCCUCCACGUCCGUCAACUACUCACGCAGAGCAACUAGAUAAAUCCUCCAAUGCCGUCGACGACCCAGAAUUGAGAGGCACAAAACGCACCGCCGAGGAUGCAGAGUUCGAAGACCUCGCCGAGAUAGUCUCUCAAGUACUUACUGUGGAUCGGGAUCUCACAAACCAAAUCAACGACAUCGACAAGCAGAUUGAGCUGCUUCAGACGCAACGCAGGGACUUAGUAGAGAAGAGAAAGGAUGUGAAGAUGAGGUUCAGGAGGCAGACUUUGGCGAUUGCAUCGAGAACGGAUGGAUAGACGUAUCGGGACUAAUUUUGAAGUCUGCCGGUCAAUACUCCUAUGUCUGCCC